CCAGAUAACAUAUUCUUGUCACAUCUCUGGUUUGCAUUUUGUUUCUGAAGCAUUAAUCUUUCCACCUUUCAGAUAUGUAUCAAGAUAAUGUCUUCAGAUUAGGCAGGAUUAGCGUCAAGCACACAUGCCAACAUUGUACUUAACCUGAUUAACCCCACUGGGAAAGAUAAACCUCCUGCGUCCACCUCCUCAGUCAAUUAUGUACUUGACAUCCAUAAUCAUUAAUGUUAUUUACAGACAGCCUACCCCACUGCUGAAGAGUGUGUUUACUCAAAACCCUGUGAGACCAGGUUAUUGACAACGUUUUACUUUUCUAUUGAGAAAGCGAGCAACAGCUCUGGGAUGCCUGAAACCGAAUUGGGCCUUCAAAUACUUGUGGGAUCCAUUGUGAAACAUUAUGAGCAACAGCUUUUGUGUCGGAAAAAAAAAACGCAGAGGGCCGUGAAUGAGCAGCAUAAGUGUGGAGAAGUCUCACGGUGCUGCUGUCGGGGGCUGAGUGUUUCCUGUGAGGAAGGGAGCUGUUGUGUUAGUGAGAGUGUUACACAGGAGAAACCUGAAUCCUGUCAGACCCCAAACAUUACACAGGCCUUGGCAGCGACUCCUGUACACACACAGAGAGUUGCCCUGGAACUUUGUUGGUACUGCUUGAAAUCUCAACCCACUGAAGCCCUCAACAUACCUCAGCUGCAGGUGGACAGUGAGGAUCUAACACUGCCUCCCAGUGGUGAGCGCUUCAACUACCAGCGAGACCCUAGGCCUCAUUUUGGAGUAGCCCACUCCUCUCGCUCUGUAUCUUUUCCCCUGUGGGACACUGAUAGGCCAAGAGAGUUGAAGAGGGGGGAAGAGGAGGAGGAGGAGGCCAUGGAUUCUGUCAGCUGUUGUCCUCACUGCCAUCUUGGGCUGCCACGUGAUACACUGCGCUGGCAUGAAGUAAAAUGUCUGUUGUUUGAUGAGCAGAGAAACAGUUCAUCUUCGUAAAAGUCCACGGAGGACUUUAUGGACCAGAUGUCACUUUUUUGGAGUCUGACCAGGCUUGGCUUUCUCAGUUAAGUCAUCUUUAUUUCAGGAGUGGUAAACUGAUAAUGGAUUCCAUAAUCAAUGCAGCCUGAUUAGAUAUAUCAAUGUCUGUUGGGAGUUGUUGAGGCUGGAGAAGUUCGUAUUCACUGAACUAAAUGUAUUUAAAUAUUUAUAUAGAUUCAGAGUUCAUAUCUCAAGAACAAACCUCAUGUUUCAGGUGUUAUCUGAGGCAGCCAAAACCUGUGUGACUCAAAGUUGCCUCAAGCUAAGAGUUCACACUUGGAGAGAAUUGUCAACAUGGUUGAGUCUAGCAACAUUCUGAAGCCAGAAGUGUCCUAUUGGCUUAUAUGAGACAAAACAAGAAUAACAGC
This is a messenger RNA of Pimephales promelas (fathead minnow), 1388 nucleotides long. NCBI's taxonomy places the organism in Eukaryota, Metazoa, Chordata, Actinopteri, Cypriniformes, Leuciscidae. The record is from RefSeq and is a predicted model, not a curated record.